AUGUGUCUCAGGGAUACCAAAAACGUGGAAUCUGGCUCUGGAGAUGCAUUCAUCUCUCUUCCGGACGAGAUACUUGCAAAGAUCUUGUCUUUUCUUCCCACUAAACGAGCUGCUUCAACGUCUCUUAUCUCCAAAAGGUGGAGGCAUCUGUUUCCAUUGAUGAAUCAUCUCUUUGCAUCUCAACACCGUCUCGAUUUAGAUGACUCAGAUCUUGUUUAUCCCGACGAGGGUAAAAGAGAGAGGAGAAUAGCUGCUCACUGGAGCUUCAGGAAUAGGAAAAUAGCUUCUCAUCACCAUAGCUUCAGGAAUUUCGUUGAGAAAACACUUUCCGGCAGCAAAACCAUAAAGAAACUCUCACUAAACUGUCAAUACGGUGUUCUAAGCUGCGACAUUAUCGACCAAUGGUUACGCAAGGCCUUGGAACGAGGUGUCGUGGAUCUCGACCUGCUGUCCACGGAGUGUACACUGCGAUGCUUCCUGCUUGUCCAAUACUUGAGGAAUUGUCCUUACAUUACCUAUUCAGUGACUUCAGAAAUGGUUAUGUAUGCAACCCAUGUGAGAGUACCUUGUUUUACAAACCUUGUUAAGCUUUCUAUCGAGAGCAAUACAAUAAAAGGUUGGAAAUUGCUUCGUCUUAUUCUCCACAAAUCUCGAAAGCUAGAAACUUUGGUCCUCAAGGGCCUGCGCUGUGUAAGAAAUAAGAGAGGCGUCUACGUUGAUCGAAAUAAAGUGAAGGUGUUGCAGAUAUAUGGGUUUGGAGGAAGUUGUAGUGAAUUUAGACAAGUGGACUGCUUUUUGGGCCAAAUGCAGUUUCUUCAAGUGAUGAAAGUGGAACUUGAUGCUGAUGAGAAGGACAAACCGCGACUCAUGAAUCAGCUUCUUGAUCUUAAGUGCCAAAUCCAGCUCCUAAAAAAGCAGAGAAAGAGAAUGUUCAUGAGUGAAGCCAAAGCCGGUCGUGGAGCCUGUCUUGUCUGGCUCCAUACAUCUCAUCUACUUUCUCGCCGUGUCUGUAAAACUGGAAAGUCGGUGUGUAACGGAUGUGGUGAAGAAUGGGCAAUUGGAUCUAUGUGUCUGAGGGAUACCAAAAACGUGGAAUCUGGCUCUGGAGAUGCAUUCAUCUCUCUUCCGGAUGGGAUACUUGCAAAGAUCUUGUCUUUUCUUCCCACUAAACGAGCUGCUUCAACGUCUCUUCUCUCCAAAAGGUGGAGGGAUCUGUUUCCAUUGAUGAAUCAUCUCUUUUGCAUCUCAACACCGUCUCGAUUUAGAUGA
Messenger RNA from Thlaspi arvense, 1269 nucleotides. Lineage: Eukaryota; Viridiplantae; Streptophyta; Magnoliopsida; Brassicales; Brassicaceae. The record is from the annotation of a GenBank genome assembly.